UCGAGGCCAGUGGGCUGGAGAAGGACCGGCCCGAGCAGAGUGAGCACGAAAGCGCUAUGGAGGAGUCGGCAGAAGCUGAUUCCGAGCUAGCCGGGUACCGGUUUUAGAGGUCCAGACUCGCUUCCUGAAUGUGGCAGAUAAUCGCCUUGCGUGUUAGGCGACACAGAGACCACUCUGACCUGGACGUCCUGGGUCGAUAGGCUGAGAAAGCUACAGGAUAAGAUGAUGUAAUGGCAUGAAAGUACCAGAAGGGCUCUCGCAUUUCAGAUCUGCUUAGCAAACCCGGUACAUCACCAUGUUAGCUGCCAGGUUUGUGUGUCUCCGGACACUACCUUCUAGGGUUUUCCACCCCACUUUCACCAAGGCCUCCCCAGUUGUGAAGAAUUCCAUCACGAAGAAUCAGUGGCUCUUAACACCCAGCAGGGAAUAUGCCACCAAGACAAGAGUUGGGAUCCGCCGUGGGAAAACUGUCCAAGACCUGAAAGAGGCAGCUUUGGAGCCAUCCAUGGAAAAAAUAUUCAAAAUUGAUCAGAUGGGAAGGUGGUUUGUUGCUGGAGGAGCUGCUGCUGGUCUUGGAGCACUGUGCUACUAUGGCUUGGGAAUGUCUAAUGAGAUUGGAGCUAUUGAAAAGGCUGUAAUUUGGCCUCAGUAUGUGAAGGAUAGAAUUCAUUCUACUUACAUGUACUUAGCAGGAAGUAUUGGUUUAACAGCUUUGUCUGCCUUGGCAGUAACCAGAACACCCGUUCUCAUGAACUUCAUGAUGAGAGGCUCUUGGGUGACAAUUGGUGCAACCUUUGCAGCCAUGAUUGGAGCUGGGAUGAUGGUCCAGUCAAUACCUUAUGAUGAGAGUCCAGGCCCAAAGCAUCUUGCUUGGAUGCUGCAUUCUGGUGUGAUGGGUGCAGUGGUGGCUCCUCUGACCAUCUUAGGGGGGCCUCUUCUCCUCAGAGCUGCAUGGUACACCGCUGGCAUUGUGGGAGGCCUCUCUACAGUAGCCAUGUGUGCACCCAGUGAGAAGUUUCUGAACAUGGGAGCACCCUUAGGAGUGGGCCUGGGCCUUGUCUUUGUGUCCUCCCUGGGGUCUAUGUUUCUCCCACCUUCCACUGUGGCUGGUGCUACUCUGUACUCGGUGGCCAUGUAUGGAGGAUUAGUUCUUUUCAGCAUGUUCCUUCUGUAUGAUACUCAGAAAGUAAUCAGGCGUGCAGAAAUAACACCAGUGUAUGGAGUUCAGAAGUACGAUCCCAUCAACUCGAUGUUGGGAAUCUACAUGGAUACAUUAAAUAUAUUUAUGCGAGUUGCAACCAUGCUAGCAACUGGAAACAACAGAAAGAAAUGAAGUGACCGCUUUUGGCUAUGCUGCUCAUCGGAUACAUCUCUUGUUGUGAUAAGGGCAGAUAGUCGUUUCAGUUUGAGGGCAGCUUUUCUUAAGGUUUAGAAAAUAACCUGUCAUUGUGCUUAAAUGUUUCAGUAAUAUGACCCUUCAGGCCUGCCUUUUCUUUUAGAAAAUAAAUUCAAUAGUUCUCUUCCAAAUAGGCACAUACAUUUCCGGCUGUCAAGUUUGAGUAACUUAAAAAUGCUUUCAUGAAUGUGGAAACUAAGAUUUUUGUUAAAAUUUAAGUAUUUUUCAGAUAUUGGGCAAGUAAACGUUAGCAAAUUUGUGUCUGCAUAGUUGUGGGGGGUUGUGGAAUAUUGCAAGUAAUGUCAUAAGUGAUUUUAGAGAAAGGUCAGAAGUGGCGUACUGUCAUUCUGAAUGCUUAGGACAUAGUUGUGAGUGUGGCAAGCCAGAGGUCAGCGAUAUGAACACACAGGUGAUCGCUGUUGAUCCACUAGUCUGCGAAACAGGUGCAGGUGGGUCCUUCUGCUCUGCUCACUGGCCUUGGUGCUGAUUGCUCACUGUCAGGAUGGGCCAUUCUUACUGCAAUUAUGUAUGUAUGAGAUUUAUCUGAGUCUUCUAAAACAAAAUAUCCUUAAACCUAUUCUCAGGAUAGCGUACUUCAAAGCAUAAGAAUGUUUAUUUUGUGACACGGCAGCACGUCUGUGAAUGUCUGGUUGAGCACAUGCCUCCUUUUCUCUGAGCUUUGGCAGCUGUCAGGCAAGCCUGUUUGUGGCUCGUGCUGAGAUUUGGAAAGCAGGUGUCUUCUAAACUGGUGGCUUCCAGCACUCCAUCUCAGACUGAGCAGGAGAUGGCAGAGCGAGUGUAGUUGUCUUUAGGGAAUACUUGAAUGGAGUGUAAAGGUAGCUCUUCAUUAGGCCCCUUAGCAUUUUCUCUCCUUGUGACAUUUGUAAGUUUUUGACACAGAUUAUUUUUGGAGGUCUGCUGUGAAUGAAAGUAACUGAUUAUUUACAUGAUUGGUAUUUUUAAGAAGUAUUUGUACAGUAAGCCAGAAGUAACUAUUUUAACAUCUCAGUGUACACAAGAUCCUUAUUUCUGAAAUAAUAGAAGUUCUAGCAAGAUGGUGAUUGCUGUAUUUUUUCUACCUGAAACGUCCAUUGGGGAUUUGGUCAAGAAAGCAACUCAGGCUUCUACUGUGCAGCACAGUGCAGUGGUAGGUAGGACUUGAAGCUAAUGCCUCUGUGUGGGUCUUAACUCAGUCCUGCCACUCACUUCACAUGUGACCUUGGAAAAAAAUCAAGUGACCCUUAACCAGUUCAUCCCAGUUUCUGCAUCUGUAAUUUGAAGACAAAAUCCACCCCAUAGAUUUGGGAUGAAAUGUGCAGACUCUGGCAUCAUGUUAAGUUUUAGCUGCUGGUGGUUUGACUUUUCUCUAAGUGAAAAACGUAAAUGCCAGAUUCCUUUCUCCACUUUAUCCUGGUCUCCAUAAAGUGUCGUUUUAAAGUGAAA
Molecule: messenger RNA, 2839 nt
Organism: Nannospalax galili (Upper Galilee mountains blind mole rat)
Lineage: Eukaryota; Metazoa; Chordata; Mammalia; Rodentia; Spalacidae
Gene: Ghitm
Product: growth hormone inducible transmembrane protein
Exons: 9
Coding region: 296-1333 (345 amino acids)
Cellular component (GO): mitochondrial inner membrane
Source: RefSeq, a predicted model, not a curated record